UUACCCAUCUCAUAAAUACCUACCACACACUUCUUAUUCAAUUCAAUUUAAUUUAAUUAUAAUAUAAUAAUUUUUCUUCCAAUCUUUAUGAACCGAUAUCCUUAACCAAAAGAAAUCAACAUAUAUGGCCGAUUUGAACUCAACAAAUAAUCAGGAGCACACCCAUCAGACAAUAACUGGUAUAAUUAGUACUGGUACUAGCACUAGCACUGUAAGUACUACAAGUGGGAAUGAAGAAGAAGAAAAAGAAUUGGUAAUAAAAGUAGUUGAAAUGAGUGAAAUUGAGAAGAGCAAAGUGACCAUUAUGAGGGCUCUGGUCCACACACAAGAUCGUUGGAACUCGAAGGAAGUGAGUGAUGAUGUGAUGCUAAGGAGAUUCCUUAGAGCUCGAGACAUGGAUGUUGAGAAAGCCUCGCACAUGUUCCUCAAGUACUUAAGCUGGAGACAAUCUUUCAUGCCACCCAAUGGUGGGUGCUUCACACACUCAGAUUUUCCCGAUGAGAUUGCUCAGAACAAAUUCUUUAUGCCAGGCCAUGACAAACAAGGACGCCCUAUUGCCCUCGUCUUUGGUGGCAGGCAUAAACAGAAUGACCUCGAUGAGUUCAAACGUUUUGUUGUCUAUGUCCUUGAUAAAGUAUGUGCAAGAAUGCCAAGAGGGCAUGAGAAGUUUGUAGCCAUUGGAGAUCUUCAAGGAUGGGGAUAUGCCAAUUGUGACGUUCGUGGAUACCUAGCAGCUCUAUCCAUUCUACAGGAUUUUUACCCGGAGAGGCUUGGCAAGUUAUUCAUAGUCCAUGUAUCCUACAUUUUCAUGACUGCUUGGAAGAUAGUUUACCCAUUCAUUGACAAAAACACCAGAAAGAAGAUAGUAUUUGUGGAUAACAAGAAGCUAAAAGAUACUCUGCUAAACGACAUCGCUGAGGAUCAACUUCCGGAGAUUUACGGGGGCAAACUAUCUCUACUUCCCAUUCAAGACUGCUGACUACUCUGCAAUACAUUAAUUCAUAUCUAUAUUCUACAUAUCAUUUUAUCAUAAUUUGUUUCAUUUCAUGAGAUUAAUAUAAUAUCAUAUCAUACAAACCUUCAUUUGUUAUGAGAGUAAUUAUAACGUGUAUACCAUAUUUAUUUAUAUACACAUAUGCCGCCUCUAGAAACCACUAGUGAUGGUAGCAUAUAUAUAGUGAUCACUAGUGAUGGUAGCAUAUAUAUAGUGAUCACACAUAUGCAAGAUUUUGUGUCGGAUCGUUUAAAUAGGAUCGAUUUCAAUUGCAGUUUAAGUUAUUACAUUUCCUCUAUAUUUUUUUAGAUUAGAGUGACUUACUUGGUAAGUUAUCUAGAUAUAUAUUACUAUGAAUGAAACAUUUUCUAUUAUCAUUUUA
This is a messenger RNA of Cannabis sativa, 1376 nucleotides long. RefSeq lists its product as uncharacterized. Bases 125 to 979 code for a protein of 284 amino acids. The transcript has 5 exons. The record is from RefSeq and is a predicted model, not a curated record. NCBI's taxonomy places the organism in Eukaryota, Viridiplantae, Streptophyta, Magnoliopsida, Rosales, Cannabaceae.